CUAAGGCCAGCACGAGUGGCAUCAGCCUCAAGAUCCCUGAAUCCAUACGUAGUAUUUUUUGUUGUCGUCGCAGUGGUGGCGAUCCUGGCAGUGAUCAUAGGUCUACUUGUCUACUUUUUAGCUUUUGAUCAAAAAUCUUCCUUUUACCAAAGCAGCAUUCAAAUCCUGGGUAUUCAAUAUAGUGAUGAGUUUAGUUCACCAGCUACAGAGAAAUAUAGGACUUUGAGUGGAAAUAUUGAAUCUAUGAUUACUAGAACAUUCAAAGAGUCAGAUUUAAAAAAUCAGUUCAUCAAAGCUCAUGUCGUCAAACUGAGGCAAAGUGGAAAUGACCUGAUAGCAGAUAUUGUCAUGAAAUUUACAUUCACCAGAAGAAACAAUGAAGCAUCAAUGAAAAGUAGAAUUGAGUCUAUUUUACACCAAAUGCCGAAUAACUCUGAAGACUUCGAAAUAACUCCAACUCAGUUAAUAAUUAUGGUGAAACUCUUAGAGCAUCUCCCAGAUGUAAGCGUCAUGAUCUUCCCAGCACAUUACUUCCCUUCCCCAUUAGAAUGUGGGGUCCGCUCGGGCCUGAUAACCUUGUCUGAGGAGAGAAUCAUGGGAGGCCGUAAAGCUGAGGAAGGAGACUGGCCUUGGCAAGUCAGCCUCCAGUGGAGCAGCUCUCACCGCUGCGGAGGAGCCUUGAUCAGUAACAGGUGGAUCCUGUCAGCGGCUCACUGCUUCAGAAGCUACUCUGAGCCUCGUCAAUGGAUAGCCACCUUUGGUACUUCCACAACAUCUCCUCAACAGAGAGUAGGAGUAACGAGAAUUUUAAUCCAUGACAAUUAUAACCCUGAAACUCAUGAAAAUGAUAUUGCACUUGUACAACUUGAUAGAGAAGUCACUUAUACCAGAUAUAUUCAUAGAGUGUGUCUCCCAGAGGCUAACCAGGCCAUUUCACCCGGCUCCACUGCUUAUGUAACAGGAUGGGGAUCUCAGAGUUAUAGCGGCAGCACAGUUCCAGAACUAGAACAAGCACAGGUCAAUAUAAUAAGUAAUAAUAUAUGUAACGCACCAGCUGGUUAUAAUGGAGCCGUCCUAUCUGGAAUGCUAUGUGCUGGAGUACCUCAAGGUGGAGUGGACGCAUGCCAGGGUGACUCUGGAGGCCCUCUAGUACAAGAAGACUCACGGCAACACUGGUUCAUCGUGGGGAUAGUAAGCUGGGGGUAUCAGUGUGGUCUGCCAGACAAGCCAGGAGUGUACACUCGAGUGACAGCGUACCGUGACUGGAUAACCCAACAAAUUGGGAUCUAGUGCCAUAAACAUAUCUUGGUUCAAGAGUCUGAAUGCAGACAUGUCUGUCUAAAAUUCUAAAACUUUCUAGCUGCAAAAGAAACUAAGUAUCCAAUUUUAACAUGUUUCAUACUAUUUAAUCUUUCUCUGUUACUAUGGGUUUCUAUUUUCUCAAGAAAAUUACAUGAAUGUUGCAUAGUACUGGGGCUAUGUGCCAGGGGAAACAUAGUAAACGAGUUACAGAGGUAACAAUUAUGCUAUACUUGUGAUGACCAAAGUACUACUAGUGAGAAAAGCAGGUACCUGGAGAGUGGAAACUCCAGGCAACUGCACAAGUCUCCAGGGUCACAGGAGUUUCCUCUAAGGAAGUCUCAUCAAAGCUGGGAAAAGGGCAAAGUAUAGAAACUUGCAAAGGACAAACUUGUUGAUAACAUUCAGGACAGAAUACCGUGAGGCAAGAAAAAAACUAGCUUUAUAAAUUUCUAGUUACUUAAUAUUUUAUACGAGGGGUGAGUCCUAAAAGUCAUGUAUGACAUCACUGUAGAGUCACAGAGCAAUCUUAAUUAUCCUGUAGGAACAUGCUCCCAUGAGAACUAGCCAAUGAAUUUCAGGCACUUAACAAUCCAAACGAGAAUAUUCACUCCUCAUCAGAGAACCAAAGAAUUAUAAUCUUCCUAACUAUUAGUUAAAAUACCUUCAUCUAUGUGAAUGAGAGAAUUUGUCUCCUCCAUAGAGAAACUCAGUAAAUAUACCUACACAACAUUCUCAGGUAACUUACAACUGUGUACAUACAUGGUGCUUUUUAACAACUAAAUAUGAGUAACUUUAAGAUCUAAAGAUCACCAAUGGCAGUUAUUUUUCAAAGUUUAGGAAUCCUCUGUAGCUAAACUCGAGUAAUGAAUUGAAAGCCAUGAGAGGAAAAAAUGAGAAGGAUUGGUUUGCAAAAAAAGUAAAAAUAAAAAGGGUAAAUAGCUUUAUUUCAAUACAAUUAUUGUGGUGAAGAAACUUUUCUCUCUCUCCUUUUUCCUCCCUCUUUCUCCCCCGCCUCCAUCCCUCCCUCUCCCCAUCUCCUUCCCUCCCUCUUUUAAUACAUGCACACCCAAAGAACAUGCAUAAAAUGUAUUAACAUUUAAUGGCACAGCAAUUUAUGUAAUAUGAAUUAUGAAUGUUACUGAAUUUUUAUGGGAUUCUAGCAUGAUCAUCUAUGUGUCAGAGCUUCCUCCUUUUAAAAGCUAAUUCAUGACACCUGGAUGUCAGAAUAACUACAUGCAUUGUGAUGAAAAUGUCUUGUAUUUACUCAUGUAAAAUUGUGAAGAGACCUCCACUGAAAUCAUUUACUUUAUAGAAGUUGAAAAUUUAACUGACUCUCAGUGAAAUGUACAAAUAAGUACUGGUACACGUUAUUCCAAAUAAACUAUUUUA
This is a messenger RNA of Odocoileus virginianus texanus, 2691 nucleotides long. RefSeq names its product transmembrane serine protease 11D. Gene Ontology annotation, biological process: proteolysis. NCBI's taxonomy places the organism in Eukaryota, Metazoa, Chordata, Mammalia, Artiodactyla, Cervidae. Gene Ontology annotation, cellular component: plasma membrane; extracellular region. The record is from RefSeq and is a predicted model, not a curated record. Gene Ontology annotation, molecular function: serine-type endopeptidase activity.